AUGACAUCAAUGCCAACCGGUCUUCGUAUUAUUAUCGUGGGCGCCGGCUUCUGCGGCCUGACCGCUGCAAUCGAAUGCAAGAAACGCGGAAUGCACCCGAUCCUUAUCGAAGCAUAUGCGGGUCCCAGCUCGCACGGAGAUCUCCUUGACUUUGUGACCAAUGGCGGCCUCGUAUUCGAGUCCUGGGACAAUGGCAAGGUUGCGCAGUUGUUAAAUGAUUCAGGUGUCAACAAUGCGAAGACGCUUGACUAUUUCAACGCAGAGAAUGUGCUUCUGCGACAAGAUCCGUGGCCACAGAGUAAAUACUCAAAGGGGGUCUUUGCAGGUCACCGUGGAUGCAUGCACAAAAUUAUCUACGACUAUGCAGUUGAGAUUGGCGUUGAGCUGCGAUUUGGAACACGUGUGGCUCAGUACCUGGACCAUGCGACGGAACGCGGCGUUGUUGUUGACACUGGAGAAAGGAUCAUGGGUGAUGUCGUUCUUGCUUGCGAUGGGCCCAAGUCACUGGCUCGCUCGCAACUGUUGGAGCUUCCCGAGAGCAAAGUCAAUAGCGGCUAUGCCAUUUUCAGGGCCUUCUUCACGGUUACAGAUGAGAUGCGUGACGAUCCACUGAUGAAAGAGAUAAUCGAUCCGACCGAAGACAAAACACGAUUUUGGGUAGGCAGGGAUCUGCAUGGAUUUAUCUAUACAUGGAACAAGGGAAGGGAUUGCGCGUGGGUCCUCACUCACCGGGACGACACUGAUAUCGCCGAGUCGUGGUCAUUCCCGGCAAAAAGAGAAGAUGUUCUGCCUUAUCUUGACCGUGCCGGUUUCCCUGAAACUUGGCGACGGGUUGUGGAAUUCACACCGAACGAUCGCCUGCUUGAUUACAAGCUAGUUUGGAGGGACCCUUUGAAGACAUGGUUAUCCCCUUCAAAGCGUUGCGCUGUGAUGGGCGAUGCUGCCCACUGUCAUCUUCCAACUUCUGCGCAAGGCGCUUGUCAAGCGGUUGAAGAUGCUGCGGCGGUAGCAGUGUGCUUGGAAAAAGCCCAGGGAGAUGUCGAGCUGGCCCUGCAGGUAUUUGAACGAAUCCGCUAUAAUCGCUCGCAUGUGAUCCACCAGGCUUCUAUAUCUACCCGGGACAUUUACCAUCAGAACGAUUGGACCUUGGAGUUUGUUAAAGCUCAUCCGGAUUCGCUCAUCAUGCCUUUCUAUCCUUGGGUAGUGGACUACAAUGUCUUUGAGACAAUCGAGGCAAACUUCGCUCGUCUGGCUGCAGAUGUUAGAAGCGGAAAGAAAGGAAGUAUUGAACAGCUUGCGCUACCUGCUGGGGGAACCUAUGAUGCCAUGAAAAUUGUGAAUUCCAAAAUGCCGGACGAGCUUCGCCUGCCUGUAGGGUUAAAUGCACUGAAAGCCGCAGCAUGA
This is a messenger RNA of Penicillium longicatenatum, 1404 nucleotides long. Its product is annotated as salicylate hydroxylase. The coding region runs from base 1 to 1404 and encodes 467 amino acids. The transcript has 2 exons. Gene Ontology annotation, biological process: secondary metabolite biosynthetic process. NCBI's taxonomy places the organism in Eukaryota, Fungi, Ascomycota, Eurotiomycetes, Eurotiales, Aspergillaceae. Gene Ontology annotation, molecular function: monooxygenase activity; FAD binding. The record is from RefSeq and is a predicted model, not a curated record.